Messenger RNA from Porites lobata, 8562 nucleotides. The record is from the annotation of a GenBank genome assembly. Lineage: Eukaryota; Metazoa; Cnidaria; Anthozoa; Scleractinia; Poritidae.
UCUUCUCCUUGAAACUGAAAUUUCUGUGAAGAAUUCUGGAUGGAAAUGUCUUCUGUUUCGGACAAUGCAUCAGCAAAGGGUGCUGAAGGAGCUAGCGGAAGCACAUCUGCAGCGGACUUGUCGAAUGUUGAAAUAAACGAAGCAACGACAGUUCCAGAGGUCGAGGUAAAGCAUGCACCAUUUCAGUCGCAACCUUCGUUGCGAGGAGAGAUGACCGAGGAACAAUUAAAGGAACUCGGCGACAAAAUGAGGAAAGAACAGGCGAAAAAAUAUUUCUCGUUAAGGGUAAGGGAAUUAUUUUUUUUCAUGUUAGGUAGAUUUUUAACGCUGAGAACGCAGUUUUUCGAUUCUGCUAACGUAACGGAAACUUAGCACAAGCUUAGCUUGUACUUUGAACCGCACGAGCCAAGAAUUGCCUCCCAACUUUCACAUGUAAGCUUACCCUGAAUUUCUUUAGUCCCAAACUUAUAUAUUUUUUAUUUAAUGUUUAUGCAUCUUUUUUUCUCCCUUUUUUUCUUUCUAUUCAUUGUAAGGUUAUACCAGCUGCAUGUAUUAGCUUUCAUAAUAUUUUUACAUUAAGAUCAAGUUUCGCAUGCACUCAGGAAAUACAUGUAGUUGGUUUUUAAGCAAAAUGGCAGUGUUUUAGUCACCGUUGCCCUGUGCUCUUUCGUUCAAUAUCCUCACAUAGGAAUAUUUUACUGGCUAUCGGUAAUUUUUGCUGUCUCUCGUUGGUGUUGUUUAAUUGGAUCUUACUAUUAGCUCAUUUUUUAUUUAUAAUGUUCUUGUCAUUCUUGCGUAUGAAGACAUCAAAUAUUCCGUAAAUUCUUUCAGUGAAUGAGGUCGCCACUUUUUAGUUAUAUCUGAGUUUAAUUAUUAGCUUAUCGCCUGAAAGAUGGUGUUUCCAUUCAUGUUUGUUUUGUUUUAUAUUUGUUUUUUUUACCUUGAUAUUUGUUUUGUGAUACAAUUUUUAUAAUGACUUGUCUUAUAAACGAAACAUUUCGAUUUUAUCAUGCAUAUUAUCCCUUGCAUAUAAAUGAAUAAAAUAAGGAAGUAAGGUCCUGUCCACUUUCUGUGACCAUCCUUCAAGGCAGCCUAAAAAUGUGAAUGUUAUUUUAAUUAAUCUUGUUUUUUAAUUCCUCCAGGCUGAGAUGCUCAUUGUAAGGCCCGAUUUAGACGCUGAACUUUUCAUGAGCAGAUCCUAAUUCGAAUUAAGACCGACCCAAAUUAUUUAGACUGGCUGAAUUGAUUCAGAUGCCGAUCUUAAUGACAGCUGAACUAUGUUCAAAAGGCGGAAAAAGCUCAUGUCAUUCAAACUGCUUACAAAAUACAUUAUAAUGAUUUAUGCUUUAGGUUUGGUACAUGAAAAGUUUGGCAUCCGAAUCAAAGCUGUUCUAAAGUCGCUCCAAAGGCGAAAUUCCUGGCCAGGCUAGGCGAAAAGAACGGGUGCAUGAGUCGUUCUAAAUUGAAACAGGCAUUCCUAGUUGAUUCAGAUGCCGAAAUCUUCAUGAACUUAAUUCAAUGUAUUAGGCUCAUGAAAAGUUCAGCAUCUGAACUGGGCCUAAGCAGUGUAAAUCUCAAGUUAACUGCAAACAGAGCAUAUAUCUUAUUUGUCACGGCAAUUACAAUGUAAUCUUGGAUUUGUGCCAAUCAUCUUUCUUGGCACCGCAAACUUAAACUGACUGAUUCAUCUUAACCUUAUGCUUGGUCAGUGGCACAGGUAUAUAGAGAAUACUUCAUGGAAAGUGCUGGCAUACGUUUUUUAUGCACGAGUUGUUGAAGCAUCCGAAAUCCAAUGAGUGAGCGCCGUGAACAAGUAAGAUUUCUGAUACAAAAACAAUGAGUGCGUACAUACCAUACAAAGCACUUUCCAUUUGGUAUUGUGUUUAUUAUAUAUACAUACUGAGACGUUCAUCAUUUUGGCGACCUUUUCAAAAAUGCUAACAUUUGCCGCUACACACUUACCGCAAAAUGACAAGGAAAAUGAAGUAUCAUCUUUUUAGUAAAAACGUUUGUUAAAAACAUAAAUGACGGUAAGGAUAUGAGGUAAUCCAAGAACUAUAAGUAAUCUUAACUGUUUGUUCUCAAUGCACACAAAAAGCACAACAAAAGCUUACGUCUCGUUCUUUUUUUCCCUUUCCGCUGUUGUUUCGCCAGCUCUCUACCGUUUUCUUUAACGACAGUGAAACUAUUCCACUCCAUUUCCAAAAUGUUUUUCACUUUUUAAGCGAGAAAAACUCUUUGAGUAAAACUUUUCUCGUUGAAUGUGUGCAAAGUUGCGCUGCAAGCUGCAGUAAAAGGCGGGAAUUUUGGCGCGAAACUCACACCUCUCUGUGGCUUCUGAUUGGAUGUAUCAUUUUUCUCACACGUGAAGAAAACAUCGUUUGCGAUUCUGAUUGGACAUAUCAUUUUUGUUACGUGUGAAAACCAUCAUUCGCUCCUCUGAUUGGCUAGAACUAAUGUGCGUACGAAAAUUUACGACAUAGCUUUUUGGUGAGUAUUUCUCAGUAUGUAUAUAAUAAAAUAUAUUUUGUGAAACAUUGCUGCACCUUACAAGAGAAAAUAAAAUUUUGGGACUAAACUUGGUGACCUGAGUGAAAAGUGCCAUGUUGCAGUAUUUUUAUCAGUUAAUAUUUAUGGCCUUUUAUUGUUAAACUGAGGUUCACUGUUGAAAACAUUUCAUUAGUUAGGCCACCAUUUUAAGUUGUAUUUCACUUUUCAUGUAACUUUUAGCUCUAGUGACCAUUAUUUUUUGCCUAAAGGCUACUUCAAAAGGAGUUGAAUUUGGAGCACAGAAAAAGUAACUCAUCAGGAUUGUGGGGGGGGUGGGGGGUGAGGUAGGGGAGAUACAUGUAGGUCUGGUAGAAACAGACUUCACAUGAGGCACCCCAUUCAAUGUUGUUAGCAUUGUUUUGCCUGUGAUUCUAGCCUUAAGACAUGAUGUUGACUUUGGUUUCCUUGCCCAAGUAAACGCUUGAGAAUGGAAGGACAUUUUCAGAUGUCCAGGUUGACUAAUUUCAUAACAAAAUUGUUCAUGAAAAAAGUUGGGAUUAGAAAAGAAGUGUGAUUAUAUUGUAACUCCAUAAAUUUAAGUCCAGGUAUUUCGGGUCUGGGUAUUGUUUAUCGAGGUUCAACUGCCAUACAUUUGUCCUAUGCAGGAGGGUGCAUUUGCCAAUGCUGUGGAGGAGUGCAAGUUGUAUUUGGAUGACAGUGAUGGGGAAAUCUUGAGCUCUUGGCUGUUAAGCGAGUAAGUGAAAUCAAAGUAUUUGUUCUGGCCUCCACAUUAAAUGUAAAUGAGAUAUACAAAUUUCUCAUCAUAAUGACCUUGAGAAUGUUGAUUUGGGCUCCUUUGCUUCUUGGUCAAAUGUCGUGGGGCUCUGUGGAUUCUUUACAUUGUUCAUUGAAAGCUGAAUUACAUGUAUUGAAAUCAGGACAUUGGCGCAUAUCUUACUGGGUAUUAAUUUAUGUUGCAACCUCACAUCAUGCUUCAAGAUAACCACCACCUGGUUAGCUCAGUUGGGAGAGCACCGAUCUGCUGAGCGGGAGGACACAGGUUGAAACCCUGGGCAGACCAACACUCAGAGUCUUUAAAUAACUGAGAAGAAUGUGCUGCCUUGUAAUGACAUCUGCAAACAGUUAGACGUUCUAGUCUUCUCGGAUGAAGACGAAAAACUAGGUCCUGUCUCACAGCAAUUUCUCUUAUCUGGUUCUUAUGAGAGGUAAAAGAACCCACAUCACUGUUUGAAAAGAGUAGGGGACAUAGACCCCCUUGGUGUGGCUGACCCUUCCUGGGCUGGGUGGGUUAUCUGUAACUUGGAGAGAUCUUAAUAUACAUUUAGGGAUAACCUCAUGAUCCUCCUUUGGGUGUUGUACCUGUAAACAGUCUAUUUGUGUAAGGUGCUAAGGAAGAAGUUUAGGUUAAGAAAUUUUAGAGGUUUUGGCCAUAAAGUUAAUACCCACAAUUUACCCACCAUUAUUUUGGUGGAGGAUGACCUCACAUUUUUUCCAGAUCACUUCCCUUGGUGCAUUAAUAAAUUAUUUCAGUUUAUCAAAAUAAUUAUGUUUUUGAGAAGUUUGAACUGCUUUGCUAUUGUCCUCUUGACAUGAUUUGGGAAUUCAUGUGUGCAUUACCAACCAAAGUAUUAUUAUUCUGCUUGGUAUAUUCAUCCAUUUCUGGAGUUCAACUUCAGUUCAGGUUUUUUUGGUCUAUUUUGUAUGUUUUUAUGUUUUUUAUAUGACAAAAUUAAUUAUAUAGUGCUUAGAAAUGAGAGUGAGGUCAUUACACAGGGAAAUCUCAGACCAAGGCCCUUGAUGUAUUGACCAAGCAAUAGCGAGGUCAAUACAUCAAGGCUGAGGUCUGCAGUGAUUUUGUUACAAAUACAAAAGUAGUUAUGGUGAGUCCUGGGACUCAUCUUAUGAUAAAAGUAAUGAGUUCCAGUCCAGAACCAAUGAGUUCCAGUUAAAAAAAAGACCAAAAUUGAAAAUGCUUGGGCCUUAAAUUAUGUAACCAGACGGUCAAUUUAGGUCAAUUUAGUCACUGUUUUUUUUCACAAGAUGGGUGCCAGGACUCACCAUAACUAUUUGUAUUUGAAUCCUAGAAACAAUUGUGGGACACUUUUUUCUGCUUCAGUCCCCUUUUCAUUUCUAAACUGGUGUGUUCCUUUGAAACUGUUACUAAUAUUAUAAUAAAUUCAAUUUGCAGAAUUGACCACUGGGAUCAUGAAAAAGAAAGGAUUGUCCUUAUCACCAAGAAGACCCUUUGCUUGGUUAAGUACAAUUUCAUUGGGUUGAAAGUUGAUGAGAUGAGAAAAGUGCCAUUGAUCAAUUGUGACAAGAUACAGAUUGGCAGAUUUGUGUAUCCUAAAACCACCAUGAUGAUGUGAGUACAGUAACUUUUCUACUUUGGUACUUUUAGUGCCAACAUUUCUUCAAGGCUUUGCUUUGGAAAAAUGGUAUGGAGGCCAAAUGCUCUUAAACCUAUAAAACUACUGUUUCCAUAUUAUGAGUUUCAAGAGCUAAUGACUGUGUCCUGGACAUCUCCCUGGGGCAAAAGCAACUUGAUUGCCAGGGAGCGUUAGGCUCUGCUGAGGCAGGGCCCCUCUUAUGCAUAAUUCUCACCUUUUGGUAUUGAUUAUCACUUCUCAAACUCAUUAAUAGUUCAUAAAGAAAAAAACAAAGGAAAUUAAUGCUAAGGCAUGGCCCCUCUUAUGAGUAACUCUUGCCCUUUGAUAUGGAUUAUCUCUUCUCAAACUCAUUAAUAAUUCUUAAAGAGAAUACAAAGGAAAUUAAUGUUUAAUGAGUGUUUGGAAAUCAGAUGAAAAACGACUCAUUAUCAAGCAUUUGACACAGUGUUACAUCACCAGAUGAAACACCUCGAAGUUCAUCAAAAAUACUCUGUACUGCGCGUCAUAUUUUAAACUCUCUUCUCACUGUUUCUUCUGGUGAUGAAACACUGUCUCAUGCCUGAUACAUGUCUUUUAGUUAAUUACAUGUUACACAUAUUUUCAUGAACAUGAAAAAUAAAUAAGUGAAUACAUUUGGUAAAUAAAAUGAGGGUAGCACAUAGUCCUUGCAGAGUAAUAGGCCUGUGGCCUUAAAUUUCUCAAUUAAAGUGAAAAUUGGAAGUGUUGAAUUAUGUGAGGGAGAAAGUCCUCUGGAGAAGAACCAGGAGGAAAAACCCUUAGCAGAGCUUGAGAACCAAAAUCAAACUCAGCAGUUACAGAUUGACGCACACAAAGUAACCUUUUCAGAGAAAAUUAAAUUAAUGAUGAGCGCGGCUUUAUCAAGUCAAACGAAAAUAUGAGAAAUAUCCAAUACUGCAUUAGGAUAUAAAAAUAUUGUUAAAAAGUACAACAGCAACGUCAACAAAUUUUCUUGAGUUGGUCAUGCAUCCAGAAACACGUUAGAAAAAACAAAGUCUUCUCUAAUAGAACAAUAGAGCAAAGAGCAGGAAAAAUUUCUCUAAAGGACUGUCGCACACUCUUUUUCAGUCCGCGGCACUUCCAAACUGGAUUGCGUGUCUACUUUGGCAAAAACGUCCAACCAACAUUUCUUCAAAACUGGAAUCCAUGGUCACGUGCAAUCCCCUUUGUCACGUUUGCUUGGCACAGAGGCAAUGACGUCGUGGCCAGAUUACCUGCGCACAUGCAGCUCGAUCCAUUUCAGCAGGCCAUUAUACAAGCCAUCAGCGAGGCCCACAAUGCACUUCAAGAAGGCGUGGCGCAAGAAUCUCUCGAGAUUGCGCACAAUGAACCAAUACUAAUUGAAGUGUAUUGUGGGUUUUCGCCGAUAGUUCAUAACUAUGGCAUCCUAGGGUUUAACCGUGAUCGGGGAAAGUUUGGAUUUUAGGGCUUUGGAUGUCGUGGUUUUAGUUUGUGAACAACGCGUAUGUGCGCUACAGUGUUUAAAUACAUGAAGGCGUUUUUAAGUUAAUUCAUUUUAAGAUACACGUACCCUUAAAGUACUCAUAUCUUUGUGAGCAAAAUUUAAUUCAGGAGUAAUCAACCGAUUAUUUUCUUUUGUAAUACUAACUUACUAAAAAAAAGAAUACGUAAGAAUAGUGGAUAGUGGAUAGUUUGAUAACGUGUUAAUAAUAUUCUAAUAAUAAGUACAUGUACAUGUAUAGUAACAUAAUAAGUGGUCAGUUAUUUAUGCAUGUUAGUACUCGGUUGAAAAAUGCGUGCGUUAAAAAUCAGGUUUUUGUUAAUGUCAUACUUAGUUAGAGCUUGUAGAAAGUACAUGUCACUAAAGAAUUUCGCAGCUAAAUAUGUUGUCCUCCCCAGUCGUUUUAAUCAUAUCCUCUGACUCACCACCUCGACUGGCCACGUGACGUGGGUUCCAGUUUAGAAGAUCAAGUACAUCGUGCGCUGAUCCUUAUUUACACAAUUUUGCUGGCCUCAAUUCACACGAACAUUGUAAAGCAAGUCAUGGCUUGGUGCUUUUGUUUGAAUGGUAUAACGAAAUAGAGGAAAAGAAAAAGAAAAGUGGCUUGAAAUCUUUAAUACAAUAUCUACUAUCGAAUUUCUCUUCCAAAGGUUGAAAGAAAAGAACGCGAGCCGCCAUUCAGUAUAGUGUGUGUAUGAAGUCAUUCCGCCCAACAAGAAAGGGGCCGAAAGCUCCAAAAAUAGACAAAACUGGUGUAAAUCAUGCACAGAGUACAAGCGUUCAACUGUUUGAACAGCAUCAGUUGAGCAUUCAUUGUUGGCCUUUUUUCUCCCCGUAGGAUCACUGGUUACGCGGACAACAGUCCCCACUCCAAACAGUCCGGCUUGCGCAUUUUCUACUCGCAUCAAGAACCCAGCUUCUUCCAGAACUGGAACCCAUGGUCAAACGAAAUGCCUUACAUCUCGUUAACCAGUCACGUGCAAAGUGCGCUCGUUGAGUCUCCACCCGAAGCUGUGCAGCACAGCCUGUUCAGCAAGGCUCUCAUUGACGCAAUAACCAACGCCCGUGAAACGGAACCGAACAGGGAAAUUCUCAAUAGUUUUGAAGUGGUGGAGGCAGAGUUAGAAAUCUAUGUUUACAUUGGGUUGAGCGCCUUGGUUUAUAAUCAAAGCAAGCUCGGUUUUUGCAAAGACCGCGGUAACGUUUUCUUUUAACAAUGUCCAUUUUAAAGAAUAACCUAAAAAUAUAUAUGUGAUUGAAGGAUUUUAUUACUUUUCCUGUUUAUGUAUGGACAUUGAGGUUUGAUCAUUUGCUAAAGUCUGGACUGCAAAGAUAAUUCAAAGUUUGUUUCCCAAGAAAAAAAUCUGCAAAGAUAAGAAGCAGGAAUGAAACUUGUCAUGUUGUAAUGCAGUAUAUAGUUGUUAUAUCGUAACUUGACAAUUAGGGAAUAGUGAUAAUAUGGCGUUGAAAGUUAUUCCGUCAAAUUGAGUCUUUUGCAGUACAGAAAAAAGGAAACGAUGUAAGGAAAAAUUAUCAAGGAGUACAAUGAAGUAGAUACACACAUUAAAAAUUAUAUUCCAGGUUAAAACCAAAAAACGCCAUAAAUUCCACUAAUAAAACGUUCUGGGUGCUACCAAAGUUGAUGAAAAAUAAAAUGCCGCGGUUUUGCUUAUAACGACACGGUUUCUUUUACAGCUGUAAGGGCGAUAGGUUUAAUUUUACUUUCUGAAACGUCUGCGGAUAUUCAACCUCUAUUAAUCAAAAAACAGCUACAAUGCAUUACAAAAUUUGCAUUUUUUUUUUCUGUUUAUACAGUGUGUGUUUUCUUUUGGAGUAGAAAGGCAUGACACUACCUGAGAAAAAGUAGACAGCUAAGAAUUGUUUUGUUAGUUUUAGUGUAACCAAAACCGUAGCACCUUAUUUAUUGUGUUGCUUGUUUAUUAAGUGUCAACGGGUGAGUAUUUAACUUGAAUAAGUUUUUAAAAUAUUUGUCUGUUAUAAGGUCUAAUUGACCUGCGUCACCGCUGACAACAAGGCUUUAAUAAUGAAGAUCAUUUUGUAUUUGCAUGAACUGUAUGUUUUAUCCAUAGUUGUAAAUCAUUGUAAUCAAUAAUUUCCCAUCAACUAAAGAAAUGAAUUAAUAAAUUUUAGCCAGUCACUUUUUGGCUAUGAAUUCUAGCG